Molecule: messenger RNA, 1536 nt
Organism: Letharia columbiana
Lineage: Eukaryota; Fungi; Ascomycota; Lecanoromycetes; Lecanorales; Parmeliaceae
Exons: 6
Coding region: 1-1536 (511 amino acids)
Biological process (GO): L-arabinose metabolic process; polysaccharide catabolic process
Molecular function (GO): alpha-L-arabinofuranosidase activity
Source: RefSeq, a predicted model, not a curated record
AUGGCCACCUUCACCAGAGUCUCCGACGACGAGACUCCGUCAAUAAUUUUAGACACUUCCAAGCGUCUCUCCAAGAUCGAUCGAAAUAUUUACGGUGGUUUCACCGAGCACAUGGGACGAUGCAUCUAUGGGGGCGUCUAUGAUCCUAACAAUCCGCUUUCAGAUGAACAUGGUUUCCGCAAGGACGUGCUCAAGGCAUUGAAAGAGCUGCAAAUGCCUGUGGUCAGAUAUCCUGGCGGCAAUUUCUGCGCUACUUAUCAUUGGCGUGAUGGCGUUGGACCCAAAAAAGAUCGACCGGCAAGGCCUGAAUUAGCUUGGGUCACGACAGAGACCAAUCAAUUUGGCACAGACGAGUUCAUGAAAUGGUGCGAGGUGCUUGGGACCGAGCCUUACAUCUGUCUGAAUUUUGGCACAGGGACUCUUGACGAAGCUCUCGGCUGGCUGGAAUACUGCAAUGGCACAAGAGACACUUACUACGCCAAUCUGCGUCGAGUGAACGGCCAUCCUGAGCCUUACAAUGUCAAAUACUGGGCUCUAGGUAACGAAAUGUGGGGAGAAUGGCAAGUCAACCAGAUGACUCCCGAACAGUACGCUCAACAAGCCUUAUCGUGGGCCAAAGCCCUGAAACUCCUCGACCCCUCCAUCAAACUCAUCCUCGGCGGCUCCGAUGGCCUAGCUGGCACACUUUGGGACUCCCAUGUCCUCCACCACUGCUUGCAGCCCAUCGCGGAUCAUUUUUCCCCGUUCCCCAAAACACCACUCAUAGACAUGCACAGCAUCCAUAUCUACACCAUUGCUAAGGACCACAUCCCUAACGCCCUCGCUCCACUCGCCGCUGAAAAAGCAAUCCAAACGACCUCCGCACUCAUAGAUGCCGCCUUGAUCGCCAACAAAGUGGUCAUCAAAGAUCCAUCAUGGAGGCCCAAGAUCUGCUUUGACGAAUGGAACGUCUGGGACCCAGUACGUGCAGAAGGUGAGAAGGGAGGAGAGGAAAGAUACACCCUAAGUGAUGCACUGGCUGUGGGCAUAUGGUUGAACGUGUUCGUGAGACAGAGCGACAAACUGGGCAUGGCUUGUCUUGCGCAGGCCGUGAAUGUGCUCGGCCCUCUUCUGACCAGUAAGGAAGGCAUGGUGAAGCAGACGAUUUGGUGGCCGUUGUGGCUUUUUUCCAAGUACAUGAAAGGAGAGAGGGUGAGCGCGUGGGUCAAAUGUGGGGCUUAUAAGGGAGAGACGGAACCUAAAUGGCUCGGAGCGAUGAGGGAGGUUGGAUGGUUGGAUGUCAGUGCUUGUGUGGAUGAAGAUGGUUGGUGCAAUCUUGUCGUCGUGAACAUUAACGAGCAGAAGGAAUGGGAGUCGGAGAUUGAGGGCCUGAAGGCUGGAAAGGUGAUCGUUUGGACGGUGACUGGCAGUGGGGUAUGGGUGACGAACGUGAAGGGAAAUGACAAGGAGGUUGUGGCGAAUGAGAGUGCAUGGAACGGGGAGGGAAAGUUCACUUUUCCGAAGCACUCGCUAACGAUGCUGAGGUGGAGAAUCUGA